Messenger RNA from Anopheles stephensi (Asian malaria mosquito), 5937 nucleotides. RefSeq names its product mucin-5AC-like. Bases 1198 to 5448 code for a protein of 1416 amino acids. The transcript is spliced from 7 exons. The record is from RefSeq and is a predicted model, not a curated record. NCBI's taxonomy places the organism in Eukaryota, Metazoa, Arthropoda, Insecta, Diptera, Culicidae.
GAGAUAGAAGAAAUUAUUCCUUUGUCAGUCCGGACCGUCGCGUCGUACGUUAAACUGAUCAUCUCGUUCUGGGUAGAAUCAACGGAAAGUAGCAGAUCGAGACCUCUCGAGUAGUGUCAACCAGAAAGACCACGCGGAUGUACCUACCACCUUGAACAUUCUCCAUCGCAGACCAUAACGUGCUUUGGACACCACGACAAAUUACGAUUCAAUACGACCUGCAUGGUCUCUACGAUCCACGAUGAAAUCGAAACUCCACGGCUAUACCGUCAAUCGGUUACCGAUAUCAAUUAUUGCAACAAUUGAUCAUCUCCCUAGCCGAGAUAUCUCGUCCAGCCCAGCAGACAUCAGCGCAAAACAAAGGCACGCAAGAAACUUGUUUGCGAAAACUCCCCGAUGCCCGCUUGCUGGGGAGUCAGAGGAAACUGCAUGCUACUGUUGCUCCGUGCCAACUCCGUGCGAUCAAAACAUCAGAAAGAAAGCAAGGAAAACAAACGCCAAAGCCGAAGAGAGCACGCGGCCAAGCAAUUGAAGGUACGCACGAGAGAAAGACCCCUCGAAGGUGGUCCCCCCUCCCCCAGGAAGAAAGAAACUCUCCGCGAAACUCGCGCUGAGAUGGAAAGAAAGCAGACAGCCGCGUAUGGGAGCGAGCAAGCAACUGGCGAUCGCGACCGCGCCAAGGUAGUGGAACAAAAUGGUUUAACAUAGUUUUACGGCUGGCCACGGUAUCAUACGCCAGUAAGCCGUCCCGCCGUCGACAGCUCCGGACGAGUCAGCAGCUCCAAACGCGCGCGCAGUGCCAGUGUAAGUAAGGCAACCGUACGAGUAGUUUUGCCUGUGGCUUGUCGUCAGGUGUUUCUCGUUUGCGAACGUUUUUGCGGUAAAUGGGACAGUGAAGACUUGCCUAGUGUGUGGUGAUCUCGAUCGAGCGAAAGGAUCGUUAUCCUUCGGUUGGAGAGUUUGUGUCUUUCACUGCUUUGUACAAGAGAAAGUCCUGUGCACGUACGAGAAAGUGUUUGAAGUAGUUUGAAGCAACCAAAGCGCCAUCCCAACCGAUCCUUCGAACGGUGCGUCGUGUGCGUGUGAGUGUGGUGUAAAGGAAAACCCUGAAAGGCGUUGGUUACUCGGCACUUCGCCAGUCCAAAACGUCCCGAAAGCAACGUCGAGACCACCCCGGUAAAUGAGUACGGCCGGAAAAUGGGGCUCGGAAACAAUCUGACUCUGAUCAUCCGAAUAUGGCUGGCUGUAAUUAUCUUCCAGUACGGUCACAGCGAGAAUGUCGAGCCGAGGGCACUAGAAUUAUCAGUACCAUGGCGACCGAUACCGUAUCAUGUGCCCCAGCAGCAACCGCAACAAUCGCAGCAACUGAUCAGUGUUGCCAGCUUCGACACGACGAGCAAGGACGAACUGGUUCACAUCGCACAGCACAAUGCGCAGAUCCUGAAGCAGUUCAACCAACCGAUCGCCCAGUACAGCCAGCACUCGCAGGGUGGCAUGAAGGUGCAGAUCACGACCCAUCAGCAGGCACCCGGACCAAGCCCGGCGGUCUCGGCGCAACAGCACCAUCAGCAGCACCAUCAGCACCAUCAUCACCAUCAACAUUCGCCGCAAGGUGCACCGUCCUUCGGGCAUACACCGGCCGGUCCACCGAAGUACAUGACGACGCCGCUGCUGCAAACGAUCUAUCCAGCUGGGCCCCACAAACAGCAACAAUCACCCGGCCAAUCGAAACCGUUCGUGAAGUCCGAUCAAAUCACCACACUAAACAUGGUGCACAGCUCGACACCGAAGAUCACGGCCGCCAUUUCCACGCACGGUGCGGUUGGUGUAAAGUCGGGCAAGUUCAACGGACAGUUCAGGGAUGUACAACCAACGAUCCAAAAAUCGACACUCAAGCCUCACCCGGUCAUGAACAAGCUACAGUCCCAUCUCGGGAUAACCGGCUUCCGGCAGAAGCAACCGAUCGCUACCAGCUCGAACCGGUUGGAGCAUUUCAUCAACCCGAAUCACCUGUACGGGACUUACAUCCAAUUCGGACAGUCGCCCGCACUCGGUCCAGCCUCGCUAGCACCCUCCAAAACGAAGUUCCUUAGCCAGUUGGGUUCGGGCGGUGUGCCGACCUUCGACUCGCAAACGCUCAAGAACUUCUUCAAUGCUCCCGGCUACACACCGAGCGUGGGACAGUAUAAGAAGCUAAACUUUCUCCAACAGCAGCAACAGUUGCAGCCAAGCAGCGGCGUCAAGUUCUCCUUCCCACACUUUAACCAAAUUCCUGCGGAUUUAGCUGAAUUUCCGAAGAAGUACGUAACACCUUCAUCCGCGGAAAAGGAACUCACCAAAACGGGAUCGGGUGGACUCGACUCGACGCCGCUGUUCCCACAUCUUCCACCAAGCGUGUUGACCCCCUUCUUUCAGCAAGUUCAGCAGCAACAGCAGCAGCACAGUUCUUCAUCCGGCUUCAUCUCCGGUAACAAGUACAACAACUUCAACCUGAAAACCCAACAUCCGGCUCCUCCGGUUUCAUCACCGUCUGGCGCUUCGGGAGGAUCUUCUGCGAAACAUAGCUUCCAGCAGGGACAGUUCCAGUCCGAGCGGGAGUCUCUCAGCAACUUCGGUAGCCAAGUGUUUGGUGGCGGUGCGUUCGGUGCCUACAGCACCCAGCAACCCCUUCCGAUCGAACAUAAACCGUACGAGAUUGUUAAAUUCAAGGAAUCGCCCGGAAAGCAACUUUCAACCAAGUUUAACGAGAUACAGGAUGAGUACAGCAAGAAUCUGGUACCUCCGCCACCGAGCACGCAGCAAGCAUUCUUGCCGACCGUGUUGAACCACCUUUCGGAAUCUUCCCCGAGCAAGGAUCCGAUUGAGAUUCUGAACAAGUACAACAUCAAUCCUCACUCACCGCUUCAGGACGCGAAUCGGUUUAGUUAUGAAUUCCCCCGACCGACUCCCGUAUCGCAUGCGGCUUCCACUGGUGGAUCUGCGCCGACGACUGUUAGUACGACUUCCACCACCACUACCACGCAGUUCCCGACGGCGACGACCCUGCCAAGACAGCAGUACUACCACCAGCACCACUACAACCAGUAUCAGUUCCCGGGAGAGCAAAGCUUCCACAAUCAUCAGUCCUCCUCGCCUGUUCUGGUCACACCACUCAAUGAACUUAGCGACAAUGGGUGGUACAACAGGGAAAAGUACCUCACGACGGAGAAGCCAAAUGUCUUCAAGAAUCUCUUCCGACCGGUGGAGAGUGAAUACAAGCAGCACAAACUGAUGCAUCCCGCCUAUACUGGACUUCCGCCAAAUCGACGCCCAUCGGCAACACCAUCCUCAACCACGACGUCCGCUUCGGCUAGUGCCGGCCCCACCACAAACUCCCCGUGGGAUCAAUCGACCGAAGAACCCAUCAUCACGCACAGCUUCUUCACGAUCGAGGACGCGAUCGCUGACCCGACGCUGAUCCCACCCAAGUCCAAGAACAAGUACAAGUACACGACGGACGCGGAGGAGGAAAAUCGGCAGGAAGAUCUGCAGCUAGAAAUCGUAACCAUUGGACCGUUCUUCGGUUCGGAGGAGUCACCUAUUCAGCAGGUGGUAACGACACCCGCACCCAGCCGAGCACCUGGUUCGAAGGGAGGUAACGGGCAGCAACAUCGCCGAAGACGUCCGAAACCGCACCACCAGAGCAGCACUACCACGGAAUAUACCACCGAGUUGGAUUCUACGGAAUCGACGACAAACGCCAUCAGUCCGAGCGUAAACACGGUCGCGGAUAGCCGAAACCGUAACAGGAUUCGCUUCCGUCCAAAGCCCAUUACCACCGUAACACCUCCGAUCGCCGCUAACGUAGAGACGGAAGCGGCUACCACCAUCCUUCCCACACCACCACCCCUGCCAACGUUCGUUUCUAGUGAAGAGUUUGACGGAGCGGUCAUUAAGAAGUUCCGCAAGAAACCUCACUUUACGAGGAAUCGCCUCAAUGUGCUAAACCAGCGAGAAGAGGAGAAAAACUCUGCCCUGGAUCAAACGGAACCGUCGCUCGCCACGCCAACCCUAACUACGGUUUCAAGCACCAGCAGCACAUCAACAUCAUCCGCGGCUGUUAGUAUACCGGUGGAAGCGUCACCUUCGGUACCGUCCACUAUUGGUGGCGGUUUCCGAUCCCGGUAUCGUCCAGCUCCUCAGCAAAAGGGUAAAGAUUCGCAGGAGGACACACAGCCGAUCGCUGGAGAUGGGUUGAAACUAAACUCCCGAUUACCGAGCCGCCUUCCACCGACGGCUUCGUCUACGUUGGCCACAUCAACCGACCUAGCGGCUGUGUCCUUGUUCAACUCAGACGAAUCGAACAUAAACUCCUCGGAGCCUCAAAAUCGAACCCGUGGCGAACACAACCGACCACGCUUUAGCAUCAAGGAGUACCGAAACAAACUGAACCGUACCGCCGCUAGUACGUCUGGCCCUACCAGCACGGUGGCAUCGCCAGGCAGUGGUGAUCUAGAAACGACAACGGCUCCAAAGCUUCGCUUCCCUACCCGCAAUCGUUUCUUGGUGAACGCGCGCGCGAACAAGACGGUCGAAUCGAACGACGUCCUCCCAACGGGAACCGGUGGGGUCACAACGGAAAAGUCAGCCAACGAAACAACGACGAGAAGUUCGUUCCGGCCGCACGGUACGCGCACCUACAAUCGGUUCACGGUGAAGAAGCCUUCCACGGAAGCGCCUCAAACGUCUCAAACGAGCACGGGAACGCGUGGACAAUCAACCAACGGCAUCCUGGCGACCCGUGGACGUACCAAGACGGCAUACGAUCAGGCAGUGGCGGCCAAUCGUACGCUAGCCGGAACCUACAACACUACCGCCUCGCUAAUCAACCGCCGACCUCCGAAGAUCACGCUAAGGCAACGCAUUCAGAACUACAACCGCAAGAAGGAGAUGGAACAGGCAAACACCGCCACGGGCCCGGCGAAUGAGGGCGAGAAGCGGGAAGAGGUAGCAGACAUCCCUUCGGUGGAUCAGAACAGCGUUCUAGCGGCCUCCGGAGAACAGAAUCGCCCGAUCGAUGAUCUCGGCACGCUCGGCGAUCGGUUCGACUCGUCCAACGGUGUGGCGUCGGACGAUGGGACGACGCGCGCGACCAGUACGACCGAAAGCUACCGCCAUCACGAAACGGCAAUAAUGAAGAUAUCUCCCAAGGAUCCGAACAGCGCAACCGCCGCGACCAACGGGGAGGAUUACGAUCUUAACAGUGCGUCGUCCGAUUACUCGAAGCGCGUCGUUGAGCUAACACUGUCCGGCACCGGUAGCAAGGAUCGCGGCAGUUUCAAGUCCGUCAACAAGGGCUUGCUAUCGCGCAAGGUGCCCGGAUACUUCACGCUCGCCACCGAAGAUCCAAUCCUACCGAUUGAAGCGUUCUUUCCGCAGGUAAAGAAACCGAGCGGAGGGCUAGCGUGAUAGCGAGACAGGCAGCGGGCCUGAUUUUCCCUUUAGACACAUGCAAUUCUGCCAGUGGCCACGGCUAGCCACGAAUGUUGGCUCGCGCCUCUUGGUUAGCGUUUCGUAAAGGUGUGUGUGUGUUGUUGUGUGACACAGGUGCUGGGGCGGAUCUAAACACCCGUAGAGAGUAUUUAAAUUGGCAAGUAUUUAAAUGAGUUUUUUUGUUGUUGCUACCAGCAGGCAGGCAGGCAGGCCGCAUCACCAAUCAGGGCGCGCGCGCAUUAGGGGAUUUGAGGUGUGCGUCGGGGGUAUUUCAUGAGUCUCGCAGAGAAUGUAGAGUGAAGGCUAGGCUUCCCGCGUGAACUGUCGCCGCCCGUCCGUAUAGUACUGUAAAUUAUGCAAAACCUUACGUUUAAGUCCUUAGACCUUAGUAAGUUUAGUAGAACGGUUUGAGUUGCGAGAAAGGAAAGAACUGUGUCCCGCCCUGAGGGUGUACUUUUCCUCCUC